AUGGUGAUGAAGAAGCUAAGCAAUAUUGGCUCCACUGUUGGCCCUGAGAAAUGCUAUCUUUCAAAGAACAGAUUUACUGAAAUUCCUCCUGAUGUCUGGCUGUUUGCACCUCUGGAAACUUUAAAUUUGUAUCACAACUGCAUCAAAUCCAUUCCAGAAUCUAUUAAAAACCUACAAAUGCUUACCUACCUUAACAUUAGUCGAAAUCUUUUGUCAACGUUGCCAAAAUACCUGUUUGAUCUUCCACUGAAAGUUCUGGUUGUCAGUAAUAACAAGCUGGUCUCCAUUCCAGAAGAAAUUGGAAAGUUGAGAGAUCUAAUGGAGUUGGAUAUUAGCUGUAAUGAACUUCAAGUUCUUCCCCAGCAAAUAGGAAAAUUGCAGUCACUUAGAGAAUUGAACAUAAGAAGAAAUAAUCUCCAUAUGUUGCCAGAUGAAUUAGGAGACCUUCCCUUGGUAAAGCUGGAUUUUUCUUGUAAUAAAAUUACAGAAAUUCCCAUUUGUUACAGAAAGUUACGUCACUUACAAGUUAUAGUUUUGGAUAACAAUCCAAUGCAGAUACCGCCAGCACAGAUAUGUUUAAAGGGCAAAGUACAUAUAUUUAAAUUCCUCAGUAUUCAGGCGUGCCUCAGAAUAGAUAAAAAACCGGAUUCUUUAGAUCUUCCAUCAUUAGGUAAACGAAUCCCCUCCCAGCCACUCACAGACAGCAUGGAGGACUUUUAUCCCAAUAAAAACCAUGGACCAGACUCUGGCAUUGGAAGUGAUAAUGGGGAUAAAAGGUUGUCCACUACGGAACCAUCUGAUGAUGAUACAAUCAGCCUUCACUCCCAGGUAUCAGAGUCAACAAGGGAACAGACAUUAAGGAAUGACAAUCACGUAAUGGGAAGUAAACUCGAUCCACAGAAAGACCAGGAGGCGUUUGACUACAUUGAUCCCAACACAGAGGAGGGAGCUCUUCCUGAGCAGGGAGAUGCACAGAUUGGGCCCCUGCUCUCCUAUGUCAAGGAACGGGGAAAGCAUCCUGAGAAAUCCCAGAAAAUAGAACAAAAUGAGGACUGGGGAGAUGACAAAAGUCUUCAGAAAGAACAACUGCUGGCUGAAGAUGACGAUGAACUCAAAGAAGUGACUGACUUGAGAAAAAUAGCAGCUCAGUUGUUGCAGCAAGAACAAAAACACAGACGAAGGCCACUAAGCUAUAGAACUUCAUUCAGUGAAAAGCUCUUCCAGAGGACCAGGGCGGCAGGACGUGCAUCAAGGCUUCUUAAUCAUUCAGUUUCAGUAAACACAAGGAACAGGCCAAAGCAACCAAUGGAAUCUGAAAAAUGUGUCUCAACAAAUGAAGUGAAUUGCCCAGUGUCUCCAUACAGCUGGCAGCCACUGGAAAACCAGAAGGACUCAGUGGAUGAGCAGCAUUGGCCAGAAACACAGCCAGUAAUCUGGCAGAAUGAAGAAAGAAGGAGAAGUAAACAAAUUAGAAAAGAGUAUUUCAAGUAUAAGUCUUCCAGAAAGAGUUCAAGUGGAAAUGAAAAUGAUGAGCAAGACAGUGAUAAUACUAAUGUGUCCCCACAGUCUCCUGUGUCGUCUGAGGAUUAUGAAAGGACAGAUAGUAACACUCAUGGUCCAUUUGGCCUCAAACCAAGGUCAGCUUUCAGCCGUGCCUCUCGCCAGGACUAUGGUGCAGUGGAUCCUGGGUUUACUAUGAGGAGGAAAAUGGAACAUUUAAGGGAAGAAAGGGAGCAAAUCAGACAGCUUCGCAGUAAUCUUGAAUCCAGGUUGAAGGUAAUUUUGCCAGAUGACAUUGGAGCAGCAUUGAUGGAUGGGGUGGUUCUUUGCCAUUUAGCCAAUCACAUAAGGCCGCGUUCUGUUGCCAGCAUUCAUGUCCCAUCGCCAGCAGUGCCUAAACUCAGCAUGGCAAAGUGCCGAAGAAAUGUUGAAAACUUUCUUGAUGCUUGUAAAAAAUUGGGCGUUCCACAGGAGAGACUUUGCUUGCCUCAUCACAUUCUGGAGGAAAGGGGUCUGGUGAAGGUUGGCCUCACAGUUCAAGCUCUGCUUGAGUUGCCUGCGUUGAAAGUAUCUCAGCUUUCUUCCAUGUGACACGACUUCUUGGCAGCUAGACGACUUCCCAUUUGCUCUGUUGAUAUGGAUUUCUCUGAGGCACUUCAGCCUCCUACACGGGAACACCUAAGCCAUCAAAAACUAAAAUCUGUCCAGAUGCUGUAGAGAGCCUUACUUUGGAGCUGUGUGUGAAAUCCUUUGAGUCAGUUCACAGUUAAAAGAACAUAACUUUUUUCUUUCUUUUGUAAUUGGAUGUACAAAGAGAACGUGGUAGCAUCAGGUUCUCUUUCUAGUCAAGUUAAAAGCUGCCAUUUAACACCUCAGUGUUAGAGUUAAAUGCUGAAUUUCUUUUUUUACAUUGAAAAUGUUGUUUGAAUUACUUUUGAAAGUACAAAGCACACCCCCUGUCACUUUAAUUUUUCGAGUCAAUCAUUUAACUUAAAGAUAAGACAAAAAUGUAGCGAUGGUAUGAUGGUAAAAAUGUGAGCAACUGAUCACUUGUAAUCCCCUUUCACUCUCUGAAAGCUUAAUAUUUGCGUUCUUUGUUUUUUGCACUCCUGAUUGUAACUUAGGCACUUCUAGCAUUGCCAGUAUUGAGUCUGAGUGUCUGGUGAUUACACAGAACAGGAUACAGUGAGAGGACACAGUUUGUUGAGUUUUUCCAGUCUUCUAGGUUGGUGCCAAAUAUUUUUUUUCAGUUGUACUGUAGAUUUGUUUACCUGUGAAGUGCCUGUGUAAUUGAUAACUCUUAAUAGUCUUAAACAUUUUUGAAAUUUCUUUGUUUAAAAUAGAUAAAAUGGAAAUUUUUUAAUAUUUUAAUAGUUUUUUUUGUAAAAUCAGUAUGUGAAGAUUUAAGUAAUAC
Molecule: messenger RNA, 2914 nt
Organism: Ficedula albicollis (Collared flycatcher)
Lineage: Eukaryota; Metazoa; Chordata; Aves; Passeriformes; Muscicapidae
Gene: LRCH2
Product: leucine-rich repeats and calponin homology (CH) domain containing 2
Exons: 22
Coding region: 1-2091 (696 amino acids)
Molecular function (GO): protein binding
Source: RefSeq, a predicted model, not a curated record